Molecule: messenger RNA, 1314 nt
Organism: Plectropomus leopardus (leopard coralgrouper)
Lineage: Eukaryota; Metazoa; Chordata; Actinopteri; Perciformes; Serranidae
Source: RefSeq, a predicted model, not a curated record
GAGUCGGCAGUGUCACGAGGCCCCGCCCCCGCUCUGCUCACCUGGCAGGUGACUCAGAGGAAGAUGCCGUGGAACAUCGUCCUGCUGCUGGGAGGAGGCUUCGCCCUCGCCAAAGGCAGCGAGGAGUCCGGUCUGUCCCGUUGGCUCGGCACUCAGAUGACACCGUUACACUCCAUCCCUCCCUGGGCCAUCGCCAUCGUCCUCUGCCUCCUCGUCGCCACCUUCACCGAGUGUGCCAGCAACGUCGCCACGGCAACGCUCUUCCUACCCAUCCUGGCCUCCAUGUCCCAGUCCAUAAACCUGAACCCUCUGUACGUGAUGAUCCCCUGCACCCUCAGCGCCUCAUUCGCCUUCAUGCUGCCGGUGGCCACGCCCCCAAACGCCAUCGCCUUCUCCUCCGGUUUACUCAAAGUGUCCGACAUGGCCAAAGCUGGCGUGGUGAUGAACGUCAUCGGGAUCGGCUGCAUCAGUCUCGCCAUCAACAGCUGGGGUCGCGUCAUCUUCGGCCUGGACUCGUUCCCUCCGUGGGCAAACGCCACGUCUCCGGUGUAGAGCAACAACCGACUGCCUCGUCUUUUUUUUCAGGUUCAUCGCUCGGCGCCUCGAACAGGGAUUCAAGUUUUCGUUUGUAUUUCGUACUGAAGGCGGCGUGUGACUGCUGCCGGUUCUGAGCCUUCACAAACAUCGUCCUGAUGUUCGGACCGUCUCCCUGAUGUGGAGUCAGUUUCCCAAAGAUUCGGCCGUCAGAGUCUCUACGCUCCGCUGAACGUCAACGAAAACAGAAGCUCGUACUCAAAUAACAUCGAGAAAAAACGGAGACAAUCAGAAAUAAACGUCCGUCUCAAAGAAACGCCUCCUUCAAAUAAAAACUCUGUAAAUAAACUCUGACAUAUUUGUAUUAAUGGCGCAAAACUGAAGCCUAAUUAGGAUGAAAUAUCCAAUAAUACUCCAGAGGACGUUUACGCACAGCAUGAGAAUGAUUUUCGUGUUCGGUGUGAACGUCACACCUAAAAACAAAACUUCCACCAAACGUUCAGCAAAACCUUGAAAAGCUCUUUGGUGGUGGCUUCAUCUCCUGUUGUUUUUUGGGGAAACUGACUUCAGGUCAGCGACUCCUCUGAUCAGGGAACACCUGAAAUAAUCAUGUUUAGUAAUUAUGAAAUAUUCUGUGUUUUCUGCUGUUUUCUAUUUAAAUGUUUAUAUUUGGUAACAUGCGUGUGAAUGUGUACAGACAUAACUAUCAGAGUUUUCUACCUUCUUGUUGCUAACAGUUUUAUUUGGUGUUAAUAAAAUUUGAUCUUUAAAAGAAAAAAA